UUUGCCUUAAUUUCUUUGUUUCGUUUAUAUUGCUACAUUUUAUUGGAUUUUUUGUUUAUAUAGUCAAUAAUAUACAAAAAGCUAGGAUCUUCUUCAACAAUUACAACUAUGUUACCUGCAGCAGCUGCGCCUCCAAGGCCUCCUCCUCCGGGUGCAAGCAGUGUCACCAAUCUCACACCAUUGGAUGGAAUAUUGAGUAAAUAUACUAAUGUGAUGAAAGGAUGGCAGAACAGGUAUUUCAUGUUGAAUCCCCAGCAAGGCGUUCUUGAGUAUCACGUAAGCAAAUCAGAAGCUUUUGGAUCAUCUCACAGACCAAGGGGAUUUCUACAUUUGGCAGGAGCUGUAAUAUCACCAAGUACUGAUGACAAGUACACUUUCUCUGUUAAUGCAGCGAAUAGCGAAGUUUAUAAAUUGAGAGCAAACGAUACGAAAGAACGUCAACUAUGGGUUUCUCAUUUGUGUCAAGUCGCAGAUCAUUUCACACAACAAAUUGCGCGAGAUCAUCCACCAAUCAGUGGAGGACAAUCCAUGAGGAAACCAAGAUCUAUUUCAUCAUCAAUGACUAAUAUUGGGCAUAAAAUAAAAGAUGCAGCAGAUCAAGUCCAGCAGAAAACAGCUCAUACAAUUGCCAAGAAUAGGCGACCGGCUGCUCAUGCUACAACUUCUUAUAAUACAGAAUCAGGAGAUAUCAGACUUGAUUCUAAGCCUCCAGUUCCAUCAAGGCCACGUUCAAGCAGUAGAUCUUCUGUGAAUAAAUCAUAUGGAACUCCCCAACUUGGUGCUAAGCGAAGUCAUAAAAGUGAUUGCAAGGAAUUGAGAGAUGUUAGAGAGGCUUUAGUAUCGGCUGAUAACUACCAUGCAGGACUCAUGAACAUGUUAGAAAAUCUGCCUCAUGUUUUUUCUGUUGAAAGUGCAAACGAAGAUGAAAAGUCCGACGGCAUCUUAUCAGCUCUAGAUGAAGAUGUUCUGUUGUUGAAAUCAACUUCUUCAUCAACAUUGAAAUGUUUGAAUGAAUGUUAUACAAUACUUCAGCAAUAUCAACAUAAACAAUUUGCUGCUUUACCACCUGGUGUCCAAAUAUCUUGGGUUGAACCGAGAGACAAUCACAGUCUGUCUUCAGGACAUAACAUGAGCGGGGAUGCGAGAGGAUCGUUAAGUAAUCAAUCUGUGGAUUCCGUAGAAGAACAACCAGCUCAGAUCAAAGAAGUCAUUCUCAAUGUAUCUUAUGUGGAACCAACCAUCAAUCCAGCUGAUGAAGUUUGUGAUUUAAAUGAGUUUGAUGAAGAAGAUCUUGGUACUGUUGAGAAACAUAAGAGUGUAAUAAUGCAUUUAUUAUCACAACUUAAACUUGGAAUGGACUUAACAAGGGUAACUCUGCCUACCUUCAUUCUUGAAAAGAGAAGUUUGUUGGAAAUGUAUUCAGAUUUCCUCGGCCAUCCUGAGCUAUUCAUCUCAAUACCAGGUGGUUCAAAUCCUCGUGAUAGAAUGAUCAGAGUUGUUAAAUAUUAUCUCACAUCGUUUCAUUGUGGAAGAAGAGGCCAAUUAGCAAAGAAGCCAUACAAUCCAAUCAUUGGAGAAACAUUCCAGUGCAGUUAUUACGUACCCAGGUCAUUUGAUUUGAAUGAAUCAUUUGACUUGAGUAGAACAACGCAAGUUCAAUCCUCAUCUACAUCGUCGCCAGAUGGUUCAACACAUUAUAGGAUAAGAUAUGCUUCUGAGCAGGUCUCACAUCAUCCUCCUGUAUCAGCGUUUUAUGCAGAAUGUCCUGAAAGAGAUAUUUGCAUGAACACCCAUAUAUGGACCAAGUCUAAGUUUAUGAACAUGAGUAUCGGAGUUGUUAAUAUUGGUGAAGGUGUUAUUACACUGACUGGACACAAAGAACGCUAUGUAGCAACAUUUCCUUCAGCAUUUGCCAGAUCUAUAUUGACAACACCAUGGAUGGAAUUGGGCGGACGAUGCACAAUAACAUGCGAUCAAACUAAUCUAGCUGCUAACGUAACGUUUCAUCCAAAACCAAUGUAUGGUGGACAACCUCAUAGAAUAACCGCUGAAGUAAAAGACAUGGGAAGUGGAUCUGUAUUCUGUAGAGCAGAAGGUGAAUGGAACGGCAAUAUUACUUUCACAUCUACCACGGCUGAUGGAAACCAGAAGACAGAAGUUAUAGAAACACCGACGUACAAAAGUUACAGUAAAUAUGUUCGACCAUUAAACCUCCAAGAACCAAUGGAAUCAAGGAAUCUCUGGAAAGGCAUCACAGCAGCAUUGAUUGAUAAUGACAUUACGACUGCAACUGAUAGGAAAACUGCUUUGGAAGAUUGGCAGAGAAAGAGAGAAAAAAGAAGACUAGACACUGAUCAGCCUGUCAAGUCUGCUCUGUUCCACAAGAACGGAGACGCUUAUGUUUAUAAAAAUUCUAUAGUUGCAAUGUAGAAUUAUGAAAUAUUUCUUUCUCUCUUUUAUUGUGGUUAUAUAUUGGAUUCGUGUAAGAGUAUCAAAUAAUAAAAAAAUUUGCAUUUAUUAUGGUCAACAUAUGGUUGGGCCAUUAAUGUGGGGAGAGUAUUUAUAGGAGUGGGGCACGACACGUAAUGUGUGUACCGGGUCGGGGUUAGGCCAUAAUUUUUUUCCGAUUUUUUUUUAUAUUAGUUCUAUUAAGAAUUCAGGGACUGUCUGUGUUGGCCGAGUGAAUAUACCCAUUAGUUACCCCCGUAUUGGUACACGCACUUAUCGAGUGCUCUCUUGAGACACCCACGUUUGUCCUGGUUUGAAUUUAUAUCCUGUUCAAAUUCCAUCAAAAUUUCUUGAUUUUCAGAGAUUUAGUUUACAUUUGUCACCCAAUGGCUUAAAAUGAAAUGAAUAUUUUGAAUUUACUGAAAUUAAAUACAAUUAAUAUUUAUUUGCCCCUUAUUCCUUAUUUUCAGGUUGUUGUUAUAUUCUUGCUAGUACUAAUAGAAAUGAAAUGAAUUUUGGUGACAAAUAAAAUUAAUCAUCGUUCGAAUUCAGCCAAUUAUAGUUUUGUUCUAAUGUUACGAAAUUUAUACCUUCCUAUUUUACACUUAUUCUUUUUCUCAUGAGUAAUUGAAUCAAAUAGCUAUAAGUGUUAUAAUCUCCAUGGCGACCAUAGUGCUAUUGUCGUGCUGUUUUCUGAAUUGAUUGGAAAUAUUAAGUUAGCCGUGGUACUGUUUAUUGGCUUAGUGCUGCCUCUACAUAAGUCACGGUGUCUUGGAUCAUUCUCAAUAGAUUUGUCUUGUUAUUUUUACGAUAUAUAGUCUUAAUAAUAUAAAAUGAAAACUUUUU
Styela clava is the source of this 3294-nucleotide messenger RNA. Its product is annotated as oxysterol-binding protein-related protein 11-like. Gene Ontology annotation, cellular component: cytosol; membrane. The record is from RefSeq and is a predicted model, not a curated record. Lineage: Eukaryota; Metazoa; Chordata; Ascidiacea; Stolidobranchia; Styelidae. Gene Ontology annotation, molecular function: sterol binding.